AUGAAUACAUCGGUCAUCGAGAGUGAUAUCGGUGUUACCGGUGCUGUAGUUUCUGUAGAUCUAAACAAUGAUUUAUCAAUAAAUUCAGUAAAAUAUUUUCUGUAUGACUACUGGAUUCGCGAGUGCGACCCAAGAACUCGACACCAUUUUUUGACCCGCAAUGGACCCGAACGGUGUCUAUUGGUAAUGAUAUUCUGGUUAUUGUUUGUCAUUCGUUGGGGACCCGAUUGGAUGCGCAACCGUAAGCCGAUGAACCUGAGGACAGUUAUGUUGGCCUACAAUACAUUUAUGGUAGCAGUCAAUGCCUACUUCUUUUAUAGGGCCCUACAUUGGCUUAACUUUGGUCGACGACUCUGGGAGUUUGAAUUCCCUGAGCGUAACGACAACUCGCCCUCGACACUGGCGCUCAUCGACGAGCACGUACUCUACAGUUAUACCAAAUUUAUUGAUUUGAUGGACACAGUGUUUUUUGUAUUGCGCAAAAAGGACCGGCACCUAUCGUUUUUGCACCUGUAUCAUCAUUUUACAGUACCAGUUCUAGCAUGGGUAGUUAUGAAAAUUGCGCCAACAGUUGUGCCGAUCGGUGUGUUUGCCGCACUCAAUACGUUUGUCCACACAUUUAUGUACGCCUAUUACGCGCUGUCGGCUUUCGGGCCACAAAUGCAACGAUAUCUUUGGUGGAAACACUACAUCACUAUCGCACAGAUCUUACAAUUUGCUAUUUUAAUUAUUUACGGCAUUUUCAAUAUAUUUCUCAGCAAUGGUUAUCCAAUUGGUCUCUAUUGGACAGGUAUGUUAACUAAUUUUUAUUGA
Oppia nitens is the source of this 813-nucleotide messenger RNA. Its product is annotated as elongation of very long chain fatty acids protein 7-like. The transcript is spliced from 2 exons. Bases 1 to 813 code for a protein of 270 amino acids. Lineage: Eukaryota; Metazoa; Arthropoda; Arachnida; Sarcoptiformes; Oppiidae. Gene Ontology annotation, molecular function: fatty acid elongase activity. Gene Ontology annotation, cellular component: endoplasmic reticulum membrane. The record is from RefSeq and is a predicted model, not a curated record. Gene Ontology annotation, biological process: fatty acid elongation, polyunsaturated fatty acid; fatty acid elongation, saturated fatty acid; very long-chain fatty acid biosynthetic process.